AUGGCCCCUAGAACCCGCUCCAAGAUAACAUGGCACCAGCUCAGCAUCGUGGACACAAAGCGCAGGGUAGGAGACCCUUAUUCCUGGAUCCUAAUCCUGGGCGAAGAAGUGAGUAUGCUAAAUUUCAGAUUCUGGCACAUCACCAGUAAUCCAGGCGGGUAUAGCGUUAGGUACAUAGAAGCACCCAUGGACGCGUGUUUCAUCACGCGGUUCUUCGGCGCUGUACACCCUGUAUGUCGUGUUCCUGGGACAUGUAUGCAUCAGUUUUGUAUUGCUGUUGAUAGGGCGACUGAGCAGGAUUGCCGUCGCUGGGUUAGUGCGUUGCUGCUGGAUUUGGUUGAGUGGCAGUGGGUUUCGAGCGUGAAGGCUGAGAGGUUGCAAAGGGAGAUUGUGCCUGGGCCGUUGGAGCCUGGUGAUGGGAAUGGGAGUGUUCAAGCGAGUUAUGAUAGUUAUCUAAGUGUGGAAUGGGAGGAUUGUUUGUAA
Molecule: messenger RNA, 483 nt
Organism: Aspergillus versicolor CBS 583.65
Lineage: Eukaryota; Fungi; Ascomycota; Eurotiomycetes; Eurotiales; Aspergillaceae
Exons: 1
Coding region: 1-483 (160 amino acids)
Source: RefSeq, a predicted model, not a curated record